This is a messenger RNA of Symbiodinium necroappetens, 1350 nucleotides long. NCBI's taxonomy places the organism in Eukaryota, Dinophyceae, Suessiales, Symbiodiniaceae. The record is from the annotation of a GenBank genome assembly.
AUGGAAGCUGUUCGCCGGGCAGCCGCGCAGAUUUGCCGCAGGUUGCCUGGCAUUUAUGGCCUCGCAGGCUUUAUGGUCUGCUGUGUGUGGCCUUGCAGGGCCUGGAUGACCCGGGAGCCGCGCCGGGCGCUGAUGGGCACCCGGCAGGUGUUGCUCUUGGGGCUCGAUGGCGUUGGGAAGUCAGCUUUCCUCUGGCUCUGCGAAAACCGUCACAGCCAGCGGCUUCCGGCUGAGAGGCUGGUGCCGACCAUGGGAGUGCAGAAACUGACCAGAGCUGAGGUCCCGUGCAAGCAGGGGUUCGUCAAUCUGGACUUUACUGAGAUCGGUGGCAACAUGCGGCUGCGGGAAUACUGGCAGCACUACCUGCGACCGUCGCUUAGUUUGGUCGUCUUCUUUGUGGAUGCCCGUGUGGAGGACGCUUUGGAUGCUUUGGGCCGCCUGGCUGGAUCUCUGCGGCGGAUGGCACCGGAAGCUUCACUGGUGAUCGUGUCAGUGAAGAGUAAUGUCGAGGUUCUCAGGGUUUCCAUCGCAGCCCUACGUGCAAGAUAUCCUGAGCUCCCAGAGGCUCGCCUCGCCACUUCUGGAUUGCACUUGGAGGACGGCGCUCGUCCACAUGCCAAUGCCUUGCUGCAGGAGAUCGCCGACAUUGUCACAGCAGGUGCUGCCAUGCAUGCUUUCCGGGCAUGCGCAGUCCUUUCACAGGGCCUGGCCUGGAUUCUCUGGGGCGAGAUGUACGCAAUCCAAACUACUGCGUGCUGCAAUGCAUCAACGUCCCGACUUAGCACAUCCGCGACCUUCGCGGUGAUGGAAGCUUCGACGUUGCAGGCGCGGGUGCUGGAGAAACUCCAGGCCACAGGACAACCAGCCGCGAGAGGGUCCGCUUCCAGCCGGUUGCCCACACAGACGGUUUCAAACCGGAGGAGACAGGUCAGCGAGUCUUCAUCCAGCGAGGAUGGCUUUGGUUACAGCAGCAGCGACAGCGAGAGUGACAAGGAGUUGCGCCUCGAUGUACGUUCUACGCAGGUAGACCUCCUGAAGGCAAGUCGGAUCUGCAGUCGCAGGGAUUUGACCAAUUGCCUCCGCAAACGGCGUCGGCUGCUGCAGAUCUCGCUGGCCGCUCUGAUUGUCACAGCCUUAAGCUUUGUGGCCUUUGCUGCAUACGAACUCGAGCAGACGGAGCAGCUUGGAGGGAGCCUGCAGCAAGCUGCACCCAGAUGGCGGACCGACGAUUUGCCGCAGCAGGCAUGGCUGGCUGCUGGCUGGGGCCUGCCACCUGUCAUGCGGGAAUCCCGGCCAGGUGAUGGCCUGCGUUCGAACAAUUCCUACCACGCAGCGGAAAUCAAAGCGUAA